AUGGUGAGUAUACCGCCUGACCCAGGAGGAUCAUCAACAUCUAACAAAAAUGUUCAACUGGGAAGGUCCUUUUUGAAUGUGGUUAAAUGGGGUGGUGGGGCUGUGGUGAAAUUGGUGCCCAUUCAAAUGAAAAAUCCAAUUCAGAUUAAUGGGCAGAUGGGAUUUGUAUUCACAGAUCAAGAGACAAAAAAAUUGGCUAAUGAUUUAAAGUUUGCUAUGGUAAUCAAAUUUCUUACAACUCGGCCAAAUAUUGAUGAACUACGCAGGGCAGUAAUAAAAUCGUGGGGAUUGACAGAUAUUCCGUUCAUCAGUAUCAUGGAUGUUGUUCAUGUUCUCAUCCAACUAAACAAUGAAGCUAAUUUUUUCCACGUUUGGGCUCGAGAGGAAAGAUCGGUGACAUGGGCGAAUUUUCGAAUGUUCAAAUGGUCACCAGAUUUCGACCUAAAAAACGAGCGAUCCAUAGCGACUCAAUGGAUUUUCCUUCCUGGAUUACCAAUGCAUCUUUACAGACCUGAUUACCUUUGGAUGUUCGCCACUUUGUUUGGGAGAUAUAUGGGUACUGACCAUGCUACAUUGCAUCGAACAAGGGCAACAGGUGCAAGAAUGUGUGUAGAAUUGGAUUUGCUUGAUGAGAGGGUUAAGGAAUUUCCGAUAACGGUUUCAUCCACAAAAACUAUAUGCUAUGAAUGGAAUGGAAUGGAUCUUGAUGGAUGGUCAAUUACUAUGGAUAAAGCUCAGCUAAACCACGGAUCUGGUAGAGAUCGGGAUGGGGACCGGGACCGGGGCCGUGACCGUGAUAGGGAGAGAAAUCUUGAACAUGUGGGUGGGCGUGGAUCUGGUGGAGACUGCUUCAAAUGUGGAAAGCCCGGGCAUUUUGCUAGGGAAUGUCCCACUGGAGAAGGGCAAAGAGGAGGCGGGGGCUGCAGUAGACAUUGUGGUAGGGAUGACAAAUAUGGAGGUGGUGGCCACUACGGUCCCGAUCGUAAUGGUGGACGGAACGGGGACUCUGAUAGCCGUGGAGGAUCAGGAAAUGAUAAGUAUACGUCACAAUAUACAAAACCUAUUACAGUAAUAUACGAGAAAUAUCAGCAUGUUUGGUCUGCAUCAGAUACAAAUACGAGUUUUGGAUUUGAACGGCCAAGAUUAGUUGCCAAGAAAAUCUUGGCCAAUCCUCAAAGUGAAGGUGAUGGUACUGCUGCUAGAAUAGUUAGUGACUUAUUGCAUUUUAAUUAG
Messenger RNA from Fraxinus pennsylvanica, 1233 nucleotides. The record is from the annotation of a GenBank genome assembly. Lineage: Eukaryota; Viridiplantae; Streptophyta; Magnoliopsida; Lamiales; Oleaceae.